AUGCAUCGUUUUCUAAAAAGGUCCGAAACGAGGAAGCAGUUGGAAGACGAGAAUUCCUUUUCAAAGCCAACUACUAACAAUACACUUCCCUCACUUCCAAAUCCCACCCGAACUUCUCUCAUCAUGCCAACAUUAACUAAACGAUUUAGCGUAUUACGUAGGGGUGAGACUACCCUUGACACUAACGAUAAGGAACGUGACUCAACUGAUAUACAAGUUUCUGAUACUACAAAAACUUAUAAUAUAAAUAGUUCUCAACUGCAGAAAAAAUCUGUUGUGGAAUUUGGAUUCAUGAUGGCAAGCAUUUAUAUAAGCCUUUUAUGUCUUACUAUAAGUGCAUUAUCUUUGGCAUUCAGAGUUCGGCUUACAAAAUACGCAAAUCAGAAGUACUUAAAGGACAUUGUUUUCUAUAAAAUUUCUAAUCUCGAUAAUCGGAUUCAAAAUGCGGAUCAAUUAUUGACUCAGGAUAUUGAUAAGUUUGCCGAGAAUCUAAGCCAUUUAUAUUCGGAUAUUGCUAAGCCGAUUGUCGAUAUGGUCUUGUUUGCUUACAAGUUAGGAGAAGCCAUUGGCAGAGAAGGUCUUCUUCUUCGUGCACUUUCACCACCGUUUGGCAAAUACACUGCCAUAGAGCAAAAACUUGAAGGCGAUUUUAGAUUUACGCAAUCUCGUAUCAUUACUCACUCGGAAGAAAUCGCUUUUUACGGCGGUGGUGAACGAGAACAAAUUGUGGUCAAUACAAGCUUUGAUAAAAUUGUGAAACAUACUAAAAAAACAUACCGCCUCCGCUUUAUUAAUGGAAUAAUUGAUUCAGUUUUAGUUAAAUAUUGUGCAACAAUGACUGCUUAUUACUUAUUAGCAAGGCCUGUAUUUGACCCGCGGUAUGCUACCGAAUUUAUGGGUAAACUUGAUGCUGAUCCAACAAAGAUUAUGGAAGAUUAUUCGAGAAAUUGUGGCUGGUUAUCUGGUGAACCUGUCUCAAGCUGUUGGAAGGCUCGUGUGGCAGAACUUUUCGAUGUGCUGGAUGAUGUUAAUGAUGGCAGAUACGAACGCACUAUUGUUAACAAAGACGCAAAUGAAGCUAACGUUAGUAAAGUUGUGUCACAAAAUGACCUUGAUGGAAAAAUCGUAGCGCACGAUGGCGUUAUUGUUUUUGAAAAAGUCCCGAUCGUAACACCUAGUCAAGAUGUACUGGUUGAAACAGGAAUGAACUGCCUGAUAUUUGGACCCAAUGGAUGUGGAAAAAGCUCUCUAUUUCGUAUUCUCGGCGAAUUAUGGCCUUUGUUUGGUGGAACUGUUACCAAGCCUCCGGCAUCCAAACUGUUUUAUAUACCUCAAAAGCCAUACUUAGCACUCGGGACUUUCCGAGAUCAAAUUAUUUAUCCAGAUACUAAAGCUAUGGCGCGAUUAAAAGGGUUUGAAGAUAACAAAUUAAUGGAACUACUUGAUGUUGUUCACUUGGGUAAUUUAAUCGCACGAGAAGGUGGAUGGGAUGUGGUUCGAGAUUGGGCCGAGGUUUUGUCCGGAGGUGAAAAACAGAGAGUGGCAAUGGCAAGACUAUUUUAUCACAAGCCUCAAUUCGCGAUCUUGGAUGAAUGUACGAGUGCUGUGAGUGUUGAUGUUGAAGUUAAAUAUCACGAAUGGCUUCUUCGGUUUGAUGGAGAAGGCGGUUAUGAAUUUAGAAGGAUUAAUGAAGAGGACCUUACGGCACCAUUGUUAUUUUCUCAUAAUAAAACGGGCAAAAAGAAAUUCGCGAUUGGGCAAGAUGAUGGUGAAGGCGAUGACGAGAUGGGUGAAUAUGCGGACAAUGAAAAAAACAGCUCAUCUGGGAGCAACAUUUCCUAUGAGUAG
Dentiscutata erythropus is the source of this 1848-nucleotide messenger RNA. NCBI's taxonomy places the organism in Eukaryota, Fungi, Glomeromycota, Glomeromycetes, Diversisporales, Gigasporaceae. The record is from the annotation of a GenBank genome assembly.